GUUGUUGGAAAUUCCUGUUUUAUGUUCGUUACCCUCGCGGUUUUCGUCAAUCCCUUUUGUCCUCGGCAAGGCAGCGGCCAGUCUAGAAAACUAUAUUUGCGUUUAUAAAGCUAACUUAACCAAAGUAGCCAGAACACAACAUAAAGGAGUGCGGGAGUGGGACCUCAAAAGAUUAUAAACAAGCAAGACAACGCAGAAAAAUAUGGCUGCUCUUAGUGAAGAUUUGCUCGUGACCGUCAACAAGUUACAAGACUUAGUCUUCAAUACAAUUGGGAACGACUCUCUUGAUCUCCCGCAAAUUGUUGUAGUUGGUUCGCAGUCAUCGGGCAAGUCGUCGGUACUUGAGAAUAUCGUCGGUCGAGACUUCCUUCCCCGAGGAAGCGGCAUUGUCACAAGGCGACCUUUGAUUCUCCAGCUCAUAAACGUUCCUAGUGAGCGUGAGGACAAACCCGAAGGACAUGAUAUCCAUAUCCCGCACACGGCUGCCAGUGUGGCAGGACAGCAUGAAUGGGCAGAAUUCCACCAUCUCCCUGGCCGGAAAUUCGAAGAUUUUGCUCAAGUAAAGCAGGAGAUCGAGGCUGAAACCGCGAGAAUAGCCGGAAGCAACAAAGGCAUCAACAGACAACCUAUAAACCUCAAGAUCUUUUCCCCUCAUGUGUUGAACCUCACGAUGGUUGACCUCCCUGGUCUAACUAAAGUUCCGAUCGGAGAUCAACCGUCAGAUAUAGAAAAGCAAACGCGCGCUCUGAUUCUAGAGUAUAUCGCGAAACCCAACAGCAUUAUCCUUGCGGUCUCCCCGGCGAACGUUGAUCUUGUGAACUCAGAAGCGCUGAAACUCGCUCGACAAGUGGAUGCCAUGGGGCGAAGGACAAUCGGUGUCUUGACGAAGCUGGACCUCAUGGAUCACGGCACGAAUGCGAUGGACAUACUGUCUGGGCGUGUUUAUCCAUUGAAGCUGGGUUUUAUCGGGGUUGUCAACCGCUCCCAGCAAGACAUCCAGUCUGGAAAGUCGUUGUCGGAUGCACUGCAAGCAGAAGUUGACUUCUUCCGACACCAUCCUGCUUAUCGAAACAUGGCGACUCGCUGCGGAACCCACUUUCUGGCAAAGACCCUGAAUUCCACUCUAAUGUCCCACAUUCGAGAUCGCCUGCCGGACAUCAAAGCGCGUCUUAAUACUCUCAUGGGCCAAACACAACAAGAACUGGCCAGCUACGGUAAUAAGCAAUUCAGUGGGAAGGAGCACCGCGGGUCCCUUAUAUUGCAGCUGAUGACGCGUUUCGCUUCUUCUUUCAUAUCUUCGAUUGACGGAACCUCAUCCGAGAUUUCUACGAAAGAAUUAUGUGGAGGGGCCAGAAUUUACUACAUCUUCAAUUCAGUCUUCGGCAACUCCUUGGAAACAAUUGACCCGACUUUCAAUCUCUCCGUGGGCGAUAUCAGAACUGCUAUCCGAAACUCGACCGGGCCCCGUCCAAGUUUAUUCGUUCCAGAGCUGGCAUUCGAUUUACUCGUGAAGCCCCAGAUUAAAAUGUUAGAGUCUCCUAGUCAGAGAUGCGUUGAACUUGUAUAUGAAGAGCUCAUCAAAAUAUGCCAUACCUGUGGAUCUCAAGAACUUUUGCGCUUCCCUCGUCUUCAAGGGAAACUCAUCGAAGUGGUAUCAGACCUUCUCCGUGAGCGUUUGGGCCCUUGCUCAACAUACGUCGAGUCAUUGAUCUCGAUUCAAAGAGCAUAUAUAAAUACUAACCACCCCAACUUCCUUGGGGCAGCAGCAGCGAUGUCUUCUAUUAUUCAGAACAAGCAGGACCAGGAAAGGAAGGCAGCGCUUGCAGAGGACAGGAAAAAGCGCGAGAAAAGACGCCUUAAAGAAAUCGGCGGUGUCAAUGGUAACCAAGCAGGUUCCCCUGAGGACGAGGGUGAAUAUCAACAGUCCGAACAAAAGGCACAAAACAUACCUUUCCGAGGACAGUCCGCAAAGGGAGCCCGGAGUAUGUCCCCCCACAUUGGUAAGGGGCAAGAAAGUGGAAUUACAGCAACGUUGAACGGCCCCCACUCCGUCGGGCAGUCUGCAUUCGGGGCUACCAAUACCACUCGCGAUUCGUUCCUCAAUUAUUUCUUUGGCAAGGAUGGCGUGCAGACCUCUGGACCACCUCCCCAGCCUCCAAGCCAAGCCAGACAGCUUAAUCACCCCAGUGAUCCCACCGUCAGUCAAAGCAUCCGACGGGGUGAUAUUCGCUCCCCCGUGCUGUCGCCGGAGGAAUUCAUCAAUCCACCAGAUUAUGGGAACGACCUUACCUCCCUUGAGAACCCAGAGCCGGCUGUAUCCGAUCGUGAAAUGCUGGAGACAGAGCUUAUCCGGCGGUUGAUAUCUUCCUAUUUCGAUAUAGUCAGGGAGACUAUCGCCGAUCAAGUUCCCAAGGCCAUCAUGCACCUUCUUGUCAACCACAGUAAGGAUGUUGUGCAAAACCGUCUUGUUAGUGAGCUUUAUAAGGAGGAUCUCUUCGCCGAACUGCUGUACGAAGAUGAUGGCAUCAAGGCAGAAAGGGAGAAGUGUGAGAGACUCCUAGAAACCUACAAGGAGGCGGCGAAAAUCGUCGGCGAAGUCUUGUAAGAUACGAUGCUCUUGCUGUGUCCAUUCGCUACAGGGCGGUUGGACAUUUCGGUUAACACAAGGAGUUCGAAAAUGUGUUCUUGUUCCUGUACAUUAAAGUAUAGAUCUUGAACUUGGAAGAAGAGGGAUAUGUUUGUACUUAUAUUUCCU
Messenger RNA from Aspergillus candidus, 2755 nucleotides. Its product is annotated as dynamin-related GTPase DNM1. The record is from RefSeq and is a predicted model, not a curated record. Gene Ontology annotation, biological process: peroxisome fission; mitochondrial fission. The transcript is spliced from 3 exons. Gene Ontology annotation, molecular function: microtubule binding; GTP binding; GTPase activity. Gene Ontology annotation, cellular component: mitochondrion; membrane; cytoplasm. Lineage: Eukaryota; Fungi; Ascomycota; Eurotiomycetes; Eurotiales; Aspergillaceae. Bases 203 to 2605 code for a protein of 800 amino acids.